AUGGGUCCAUCUUUACCUUCGCCACACCAGAUAACUAACGCACUCUACGAGCUGGUCAUGGAAAGAGGGGGGCCUUUCGCCUUUGACAUCUCGCAGCGGUCUCUAGUGACGAAGAGCAUCGAGGACAUUGAUGCCGAACUAGUCAUGCUCACCAAGUAUGCAAUCGCCCUCUGUAAUCGCCGCAACUCACUCGUCGCCAUCUCGAAACUCCCUUCAGAGAUCCUAGCGGCGGUAUUUCAAGCAUUCUCUGACGCCUCACAUGGUCCCGCCCGCCACUCUCCGCUCCACCUCUGCAGCAUUUCAUGCCUCUCGUGGAUUAGCGUCACCCACGUGUGUCGAUUCUGGCGCUUAGUAGCGCUGGACCAUUCGACGCUGUGGAGCCAGCUCCCCUGCUUUCAUCGACGGUGGACAGUUGAGUUCCUGGCACGGGCGAAGAGCGCGCCGCUUGUCAUACAGGCAGCUGCGAGUGCAAGUUCAAAUGUCCUUUGGGGCCCAUCCGAGAGCGUGAAGACUGCCCUCACGCACAUUGCCCAAACGCGUGAACUCACGCUCAUGGUACCAUCUAAGAAGCUUCUGCAACAGCUGCUGGGUGGCGUCUGCGAUGCAGCACCGACACUUGAGUCGUUGCUUCUGAAGUCAUCACACAGUGGCUUCCACGACAUGCCGAAUGACGCCUACCACGUCCCUACACAGCUUUUCCUAGGCGCAGCACCUCGUCUUCGAAGGCUUAGCCUGUACAAUUGCAACAUUGAGUGGAGAUCACCCUUACUCGCAAACCUCACGCACCUCUGCAUUUCCGAUAUCGCCCCUGCCCUGCGUCCGAGCGGCAAUUCUCUGGCCGAGACACUCUCUCGCAUGCGGGCGCUCGAAGAUCUCAUCCUCGAAGAUUUUCUGGCUCAGGCCUCACCCCCUACAUCACCAUUUCCAAAUCACACCCGCACAACGCCAGUGGAACUCGUCCAGCUAUCACGUCUGCACAUCGGUGGCAGUGUCACUGAUGCCUCCGCCGUAUUCUCUAUCAUCCGCCUCACCAGGCCACUCCAGCGUCUAGGUCUACACUGCAAGCACGUCAACACCCCCAAACAAGACUUCGCCGCACUGCGGCCCAUCAUCGCUGCCCUAAAUCACAAGGCCCACCCCUCUGGCCACUCCCAGUCACACUUACAGACAAACCCAACGCCUCAGUACUCCCACAGCCCAUCCAGCCUCUACUUCGGCAGUACUUCGCAGCACAGCGCCCGUUUCAUCUACACAAGCUGGUGCGGCUCCGAUCCCGACUUUAGGUUGCCUUACUCCUUCAAUACCACAUCCGACACCACAUGCGUCCCCACCCUUCCCACUCUCACCAACGACAGUGUCAUACUACGCCUCUCGUACGAGUCCCUGCCUGAGACUGCCACCGAGGUCAUUGCCGCGGCCGCAGACGCGCUGGACCUGGGUGCAGUAGCAGACGCCGAGCUUUGUGGCAGCGCGUUGCCCAGCCCGUGCUACGAGCUGCUCCUGACACGUCUGCGGACACUAGAGACCCUCCGCGCGUCCCAUCUGGACGCGGACAUUCUCACGGCGUCCCUCCUGCCCCGAGUCGUUGACUAUGCCACUGAUGGUGAGGACGGCAGUAACGAUAACACCAUCGCCAUAGCCGCGCCAUCUUUGCGCAAACUUACCCUCUCCCGUGUGUACUUCGGGGCAGACUUUGGUCUGAAUAUAGGUGACAUGCCCGCGUUCGCUGCGUGCAUCUCGCAUCGUCGACAGUACAGCUCCCUGCUUGACAAGCUGGAACUGCGAAAGUGCUGGAACUUUGCGGUAUACGACUGGGCGUCGCUCAAAGGACUUGUCAUCGACCUCGACUGGGACCGCAUCGAGCGAUGGGAAGAAGAAGUAACGGUCAUAUCAAAUAGCUCAGGAGAAUGA
Molecule: messenger RNA, 1911 nt
Organism: Coniophora puteana RWD-64-598 SS2
Lineage: Eukaryota; Fungi; Basidiomycota; Agaricomycetes; Boletales; Coniophoraceae
Exons: 1
Coding region: 1-1911 (636 amino acids)
Source: RefSeq, a predicted model, not a curated record